Messenger RNA from Fusarium odoratissimum NRRL 54006, 3936 nucleotides. RefSeq lists its product as uncharacterized. Gene Ontology annotation, molecular function: ubiquitin-protein transferase activity. The transcript has 2 exons. The record is from RefSeq and is a predicted model, not a curated record. Lineage: Eukaryota; Fungi; Ascomycota; Sordariomycetes; Hypocreales; Nectriaceae. Bases 357 to 1412 code for a protein of 351 amino acids. Gene Ontology annotation, cellular component: SUMO-targeted ubiquitin ligase complex.
UUCAAUUUCAACUUCCUUUCAUACAACUAACUUUGAUGCUUACCAACAACCUUCACCUCCCCACGACUCCACGUCUACACCUCCCAACGAACCGAUACGACACGAUACAGACGCUUACGACUCCUCUGAGCAUAAUUCUAUGUCUCAUCAUCUAAUUCAGUCUUGCUGCCAUAGCGCAUUUGCUUAGCUUUCUCUACUUGCUAAUCGCCACACUUUUUAUCUGCUUCGCCCUGGGCGGCCAUUCACUGUAUAAGUGUUCACUGCCUCGGGUGAUAUUCAGGAGGCUUUAUGCCGUGAAUACGAUAAGAGAGAACACACUAUACCUCGCAUUCUAAGUCUUACACCACCUACCCAACAUGGCUGAAAACAGUGACCCUCUCGAGAUGUUUGAGGCGGGAGGGGAUGAAGAUUUUGAACAUUUUUUCGAAAGCGCUUACAGACCACGGCCAAAUUCUGGAGAUCAACUAUUUCUUCCACAUCCCAAUGCACCUGCUGCAUAUCACAAUACACGCCACACUCGCCGCUCACGAGCUGUUCGAAAUUCAGCACUACACCAACAGCCGCCGCAAGAAGCUACCCCUGUGAUCGACCUCACGGAAGAGCCUGAUUCUCCUGUACAAUCGCGAGCUAGACUCGACAUCCUUCAGCCCGCGAGACCACCUGCAAGGAACCCGCGUAGAACGAAUUCUCAGCGCAUAUCACCGCCUCAGCUAGCACGCACCGAUGGUACUUUCGUGGGACGUGCAGAGAAUGUUAUUGACUUGACUGCGGAUUCACCUGAAGAAGAUCGAUCACAUUUCAGAGGGAGACGCGAAGUGCCUAGGCCGGACGAGCUGAUCGAGCUGGAAAUAAUAAGCCAGCGACCAGCUCUGGGAUCUCUACCAAACUUUGCUGCCUUUGGCCCCUUCAGGAGAUUGGCUGGUAUCUUUGGUGCAGCAGACAUAGCUUUCAACCCACCAAACCUUGACAUUUCACGCAACGCAUUCGCAAGACAGCCGACCCCAAAGCCACAGAUGUCCCCGCCGCCCCCAACGCGAGAAGGGUUCACUCGCAAUACCUGCACCGACCCGGAGAAGGAGUCUGAAAGCGUGGUUAUCUGCCCAGCCUGUAAUGAGGAGCUGGCUUAUGACCCAAGCGGCACAGUGACACAGAGCUCUGUGGGUACGCAGAAGGGAAAGCGAAAGCGAGCACCGGGAGAACACCACUUCUGGGCCGUCAAGAAGUGCGGACACGUCUACUGUGCCGAUUGUUAUGAAAACAGAAAGCCUACGAAGGCGAACCGCGAUGGCGUAGGCUUCCGAUCCCCUGAUGGGCGACCUUCGUCCGCGACUCCAAAUGAUCUCCGAUGCGCAGUGGACGGUUGUGAUACCAAGGUAUCACAAAAGUCGGAGUGGGUUGGAAUCUUCCUUUGAUUUGCUGGCCCAAGAACCUCACUUGUGGUCGGUCGUGGGAGUUAGGGGCAACGAAGUCACGAAUGACGAUAAGGAUACUGCGAGCAUAGCAUUGGCGUUAAGGAUUGUAUCUUAUCAGACACUUUUCCCCCUGAAGUCUGCAGGGCUUUUUUUUACAGUAUAGCGGUGAUAUAUGUGAUUUCAUGGGGAGGAUCAGGGGUUGAAAGUAAGGAUAGCUUGGUCCAAGAGCAUCACUAAUCCUUAGACUAAGGUAAACUUCUCAAAUAAAACAGGAUAAUAUUCUAAACGCCGUCGCUAUGUCGUGAGAAAUAUGCAUAAUUUGCCACCCAGCACCCAUACAAAAGGGUGAUAUGAUGCCCUUAACUCCGAGCCAUCGUGCGAUCCCAUGCCAUGCUGUAAUUCCUCUCAGUGUUGUGUAAUUCGGCCAUUUCGGUAGUCGUCAUCCAAUGUACAUGUUUAUCGUUAUAUCAUGAGGUCUAGGUCCAAAUCGUCGACCCAUUCGCCGCCAUAUGACUCUUGCGAAGCACUAGGUGCAAAAGGCUGUUGUGGCGGCUUCUGGUUCUCUUUGCUUUCUUGCUGAAGUGGUGGUAGGUGUUGUUUUGGAGUCUCUACUCGUUUUGGUGGAAUCCGAGGGUUCAUAAUGUUGGGGUUGUUGGAUAGUCUAGGUAAGGGUUUCUCAAGAGGUUGUUUAGAUUGUUGAGGCUCAGUUCGCUUUGCGGAAGUUGUCGUACUAGUGUGUGGUGUUUUCUGUAGUGUUGGUGAUGUCUUAAACGGAGGUUUUCGUGGCUGAUUGCAUUGAGCUGCAUGUGGAGGAGGGUUGGAAAACACUGGUGGUUUUCUCAUAGGUUCACGCGGUUUGCAAAUUCUGCGAGACUCUGCUUGAGCUUGCUCUAUCAUACCAGCCUGCAUGCGAGCGAGCUCGCGUUGCUGGAUCUUCUCAAGCGCAGCUGUACGACGACUUCUCUGAAUAGCUAGACACAUUCUUUCGUGUGAGCCGGAAGAAGUGAAAAAACGUCUUGGUGGUGGAGGUGGCGAGUCCGAGGCAGGUUCAAGUGCUGGUAAGGGGGGCUGUUCUGAGGAUUUCUCCAGUCCUUCAUCGAAAGAUUCCUCUUCCUCUUCUUCUGCAAUAGGGGUCAAGUGUAAGGGAGCAGAUGGCAUUAUGCCCUCAUCCAGCUCUUCCUCAAGUUCUCGGACUUGUUGAGAUGAUGAAGGGAAGAAAUCAUCCAGGUUGUAGAGAAUCGCUUGCGUGCUCAUGGGUGGUUCUUGGUGUGGUGGACUUGGGGAUCGUGAUUCCAGAUUGCGUUGUGGAAGAGGCGGUUUGGCAGAAGAGACUGGAGAAGCAGGUCGCUUUAAGCCCAAAUCUUCUGCAUAGCGAUUUGAGAUGUCAUUCCUAGUGACUUCCAGUGGUUUCUUCGUCGUGACAAGUGCUUCUUCUGGUAUUUGGUUGCAGAUCUUUUGGACUCCGUGAUUCAUAUUGGAUUUUGGAUUGCCCAUAGCUGCUUCAAUAUCCUCAAGAAUUCCCAGGGCCAGAUCUUCCUCGAAAUCCGCAUCUAAUUCGUCCUCUAAUCCUUCUAGCUCUAUUUCGGGCAUUGGUGGUUUUUCUAGUGCCGUUUCCGAUGCAACAAGGGCUGUUGUUUGUUCUGUAGGUUCUGCGAUUGUCUCUUUUUCCGCCUCAGGUGAUUGAGGCUUUGAUGAUUCCCGUAGCGGUUUUGGUAGGUCCUCGACAAUGGCUUCCACAGCAGCAUCAGAAAUUUCUUCAUCGUCUUCCUGUAUGUCAUCAAGCUUCUGCGCCUUGGUCGCCGGUUGUUGUGGUUGUUCUUCGCUUGUUAUCGCUUCAUUCGUGUCCGUAUUACUCUCAUUCGACGUCGCAUUGUCGUCUUGAAUGUCGUUGCCUUGGGCAUCUCUCUUCUUUGAAGUACCAUUCCCUCUCACAAACCAUGAAAUUGUUUCCUGACUGGGUCGAACAUUCACCAAAGGCAAUCCUUUCUUUCGUUUCGCUUCUUUCUCCGCCAACUCUUUCUCUUUCUUCUUGUCCCUCGCAACCUUCGCCUUGGCAGCAGCCUUCUCCCGUUCGAACUCCUUUCUGAUUCUUUCCUGUUCGGCCCUCUCUUGUCUCCGUGACUCCUCCCGUGUGAGUUUAGGACCCUUGUUGGCUGCUUUGUAGGCGUUCCGGACUUGUUUCGAGGUCAUGGGCCGUAAGGGCGGUUUGUCGGGAGAAUCAGCACGACCCGGGAAUUUCGGGAUGACCGUGAACGUUCGCUGGCCCAUGUUGAACUUGAAGACGACAUUUGGCCAGCUUGCACGACAGGCGGAUGUGGUGUGAUGAGGUUGGUGGUGAUGAUUGAGUUUGGAGUGGCAUGGAACGCGUGGGACUGACGCGAGGUGGAAACGAGAUCACGUGGGUCCAUGAACAAUAACAGUAUGACAAACACCAAUUCUUGUAAGACAGCAAGAUCCGUUUGAUUAUGGAUAAUGGACUUCUCAGACUCUUGAACUUUAGCGAUUCUAUUGAAGUCCCUUUUAU